GUUCAUAAGUGGUCUCCUCCGUCAAUGGCGAAGCUGAAGACGGAUUCUCCUCUCUCUCGUCGCAUAGUCCUCUCCUUCUUGCGCUUUCUAGAUUCUGUUGAACCUGCUUCUGGAGUUGAUGAUGAAGGACUUGAGGUUGUUAAGCAAUGUCUAUCAGAGGCCUUUAAGAUUGAUCCAUUAUCGGCUGGUUAUGCCUCAAGUUCAGAUUCCUUAGUGGACAUAUUCAGUUCACAAGAAGCGAUUGAGCAAAGCCAAAUAAAUUUAGAUCUCAGGCGUGAUGUAUCUUCAUCAGAUGAUCCUUGUUCAUCAUCAGGACAGAAGGUAGCAGAUGCUAAAGAUACAGAUGGAUCUCAGUUUCUGGCUGAAGAACGGAUAAAAGAAGCUCCCACUUUUGGUAUAUCCAAGGAUGAGCUCUUUGGGCAGUUUUUUGAUGCCCUUGAAAAAGCUCACUAUUUCAGAAGCUUGCCAGAUGGAAAAGAUGAUCAGGCUCAGCUGGAUAGAGCAUCAAGGGUGUUUCACACUGCUUUGGAGGAAAUGCAAAAAUCAGGAUGUGCUAUGUUAAAUCGAAACAACCUCGCUGAGACCUUAAAAUCACAAGGUAAUAAAGCCAUGCAGUCAAAGCUUUACUCUGAUGCUAUUGAGCUGUAUACUUUUGCAAUUGCACUUUGUGAAGAUAAUGCAGUUUACUAUUGCAACAGGGCAGCUGCUUUAACCCAAAUCCACGAAUACGAAGCAGCAGUUCAGGACUGCCUAAAGUCUACUGCAAUCAACCCCAAUUAUAGCAAGGCGUAUAGUAGAUUGGGUUUUGUCUAUUAUGCUCAAGGGAAGUACCGUGAUGCCAUAGAUAAGGGAUUCACAAAAGCAUUGCAGUUGGAUCCUAACAAUGAUUCUAUCAAAGAAAAUAUACGGGUAGCAGAACAGAAGUUAAAAGAAGAGCAACAGAAGAGGGAGCAUGAUCAGAGCUCAACCUCUGGGAGUCAUGGACAAGAAUCAAAUCAGCAGCCUGCUGGUGCAUCUAGAAGUCAUGCCAUGCCUCCACCAUUUGCAUCAAUGUCAUUCGAUGGCAAUGGCAUUUCUGGCAUUCCUGAUUUGACUAACGUGUUUAUGAACAUGACAAGAGAUGCAUUUCAAGGGCAGCAUGGUCCAAACGGGUCUGAAGGAAGCAGCGACAGUGAUUCAACUAAUGAGCCCGGAAUAAGAUUAGGCAGGAACAUCAAUGUCAAUUUUGGUGAACAGAUGCCUGAAGAAUUGACUGGGGCCUUGAGGUCUGUUAUGGAGAUGUUUUCAGGAGCACAACCUCCCAGGAAUCCUCAGGACAGUACGAAUGGAAGGUCAACACCAAAUUGAAGCAAUUAAUUGUUGAGAGCCUCAUUCUUGAGUUGAUAACAUCUCCACCCUUUUACAAGUUUCUUUUUGGUGAAUGCACUCUUGCAUUUGAAUUGAUAAUUUUCCCCCCAAGUUGAUGUUGUAAAUCCAAGAUCUAAAACUCUCAGGUUUGCAGUGUAAACUUAUGUUGAUGCUUUUGUUUUUGCAAUUUCUUUAUGUAGAGGAUUAUAUUGCCAGAAAACAUAGUUAUCAAAAAGCUUCAAAAUGGCCUUUCUGCAGUUAACAUCUUGAGGUUCAAAUA
Messenger RNA from Nicotiana tabacum (common tobacco), 1627 nucleotides. RefSeq lists its product as uncharacterized. The record is from RefSeq and is a predicted model, not a curated record. Gene Ontology annotation, cellular component: membrane; TRC complex. Lineage: Eukaryota; Viridiplantae; Streptophyta; Magnoliopsida; Solanales; Solanaceae. Gene Ontology annotation, biological process: post-translational protein targeting to endoplasmic reticulum membrane. Gene Ontology annotation, molecular function: protein binding; molecular adaptor activity.